This is a messenger RNA of Aptenodytes forsteri (emperor penguin), 373 nucleotides long. It is a transcript of the gene HSBP1L1, whose product is annotated as heat shock factor binding protein 1 like 1. The annotation marks the transcript as partial. The transcript is spliced from 4 exons. NCBI's taxonomy places the organism in Eukaryota, Metazoa, Chordata, Aves, Sphenisciformes, Spheniscidae. Gene Ontology annotation, biological process: cellular heat acclimation. Gene Ontology annotation, cellular component: nucleus; cytosol. Gene Ontology annotation, molecular function: transcription corepressor activity. The record is from RefSeq and is a predicted model, not a curated record.
CAGGCGGAAAAUCUGCUGCAUCAGCUGCAAGAGAAUUUUCAAGCUCUGACUGAAAAGAUAACGCUGAGAAUGGAAGAAAUGGGCGAGCGCAUUGAUGACCUUGAGAAGCAUGUUGCUGACCUGAUGACAGAGGCUGGGAUAGAAAACACCGAUGAAGAGUUGAGAGAGCCAAAGAAUGCUACCGGUUUUUCUAAAGAAAAACUGGAGCUUGAUGCAUCUGUUCCACCGAGUGCCACAUACAAGGGCACUGAAAUGAGGACGUGACCAAGAAAGAUAAAGGGAGAACAGCACCGCACUGAAUCUGGGAGUUUACAAUCAGUGUCACUAGUCACAAAAAGCGUCAGUGAAAACAAACACACUUGCAUCAUGUCAC